CUGAUUAACAAUGUUAGGGAUCCAAACAAAAACCCAAUGCAGGGAAGAGUUCUUCAGGUGCGCCGCAGCCGCGCCGCGGGAAACCGCAGUCGCGCCGCGGCUGGAGAGUUUUUGUUAAUUUUUCUGUUCUGAUUUUUUCUGUUGCUUUGUCAUUUGUUGUGAUAAUUGCAGAUGAAUCCUGCCAAGAGAGUACGCACCAAGUCCACAAGCUCUGGUCCUAGAGGAUCCCGUGCUACUGCAAACCAAGCUGAUAGAUUUCUAGGUCGGGCCCAAGCAGACAGGUUCAAGAAUCUGGGUUCCCGCACCAUUUUAACUGAGAAAGUGGUUGUCCCCUUAGGACAAGGAGGGGGUCCUUAUGCUGCUAUGUGGGAUUUUCUUGAGAAUAGGAACUGGCAACGUGUGUUCGAACCACACACCGUCAUUGACUAUGACAUAGUAAAGGAAUUCUAUGCAAACGCUAUCAAAACCACCGAUGAAUCAGUAGCCUACACAUAUCAAUCCUAUGGAGAGGACCAGAGCUUAGCCGGCAAGGAAAUCCAACACACUACAACAGGAAGGAUCUGAGCAUUCAUGCAAGGGGCAUUUUAUCUGUGAUCCUGUACAACAUCAAGCCAAGGACACAUGUUACCACGGUUCCGCUCGAAUUGGCAUUCCUGAUAACCGCCAUCAUGACCGA
This is a messenger RNA of Vicia villosa (hairy vetch), 676 nucleotides long. RefSeq lists its product as uncharacterized. The coding region runs from base 172 to 564 and encodes 130 amino acids. The record is from RefSeq and is a predicted model, not a curated record. NCBI's taxonomy places the organism in Eukaryota, Viridiplantae, Streptophyta, Magnoliopsida, Fabales, Fabaceae. The transcript is spliced from 2 exons.